AUGAGCCUGGAGUCCGACGGAUUACGCCAGAGGCGGACGGGUGUGAAGCGACUAGUCGAAGAUUUGGAUAUUUUUGAGAAGGUUGUCGAUAAUGUGAAAGAAGAAAAGAAGUUGUCGUCCGGAUUGAUUUCUAUCGUAUGCUUUGCGAUCAUAUCAUGCCUUGUUGUCGGCGAACUUCUUCAUUACAUCUCUGGGAACAAAGAGUACGAUUACCGCUUCGAUGUCGAUACAGCUAUGGAUGAUAUGCCGACUUUGGAUGUCGAUAUGGUGAUAGCUACCCCGUGUAAUAAUCUCGCGGUUAUGAGUAGUAUGGACGAAAGCGGUGGCAUUUUUGCUCCCUUACAGCAAAGUAUCCAAAAGGAUCCUACCAGAUUUGAAUUUACCGAUGAGGAACAAAUGUAUUGGACCAUUUUACGCCAUGCGCAUGCCGCAAUCAAUAAUGGUGGCCUUAGAGGGCUGGAAGAGCUCCAAUAUGUUGAUUCGGAUGUCGAAGAUAAUCUAGAACAACUAGCAAAUAAAAAACAGAACGAUGAAGCAGUAGCACUUACUGAACAGAAGAAAAAUAACAUGGAUGGGGAUGGUCUAGGAAAUGGUCAGUUGAUUUUCAUGAUUGGAAAUGGAAUGGGAAUGUUCCAGAUAGUAGCAUCAAGUGGUACAGAUGAAGGGACUGCAUGUCGUGUCCAUGGAAAGUUCCCUGUUCGAAAAGGGAAGGAGGAAAAAAUAACAAUCUCUAUUGGAACUUCCCUAGGUCUUGGAAUAUUUGCGCAUAUAGAAGGAGUCAAGCAGUCUGGCAAUAUCUCUCAUCGAAUAGAAAAGUUCAAUUUUGGAAGAAGAAUCAGAGGCUUAGUGGCUCCCUUAGCUGGGGCUGAGCAGAUUUCUGAAAGCGGGCAAGAUAUCUAUCAUUACUUCAUAAAAAUUGUCCCGACCAAGAUUUAUUAUGGUAUCUUUGGAAGAUUUACCAUGGCUUAUCAAUACUCUGUCACUUUUCUGAAGAAGAAGCUGAAGGAAGGCGAGCAUAGUCACGGUGGUAUCCUGUUCGAGUACGAAUUCUGUGCCAACGUGAUAGAAAUCAGGGAGGCUUAUAGGUCGCUCAUUACUCUUCUGCUACGAUUGUGUGCUGUAGUUGGUGGUGUAUUCGCUACCAGCCGUAUCAUCAACAACGUGAUCCAGUUAAUUCUCAGCCUCUUACCUUGGGCUAAAAUUCCGAAAGUUGCGCCAACCGUCGAAAAGUCUACUUUGAUUAACAGCGGUAUAGUAGUGAGCUAA
Messenger RNA from Cylicocyclus nassatus, 1266 nucleotides. NCBI's taxonomy places the organism in Eukaryota, Metazoa, Nematoda, Chromadorea, Rhabditida, Strongylidae. The record is from the annotation of a GenBank genome assembly.